Messenger RNA from Hemicordylus capensis (graceful crag lizard), 1800 nucleotides. It is a transcript of the gene UBE2G1, whose product is annotated as ubiquitin conjugating enzyme E2 G1. The record is from RefSeq and is a predicted model, not a curated record. The transcript has 6 exons. The coding region runs from base 105 to 617 and encodes 170 amino acids. Gene Ontology annotation, molecular function: ubiquitin conjugating enzyme activity. NCBI's taxonomy places the organism in Eukaryota, Metazoa, Chordata, Lepidosauria, Squamata, Cordylidae. Gene Ontology annotation, biological process: protein polyubiquitination; proteasome-mediated ubiquitin-dependent protein catabolic process.
CCUCCGAGGGGCAGAGGAAGGGGGAGGAGGGGGAGGGGAGGGGGGCAGAGCCGGGGAGCCGCCGCCCCCGCCGCAGGCCGCCUCCCCGGGCGCCGGCGGGGAGAAUGACGGAGCUCCAGUCCGCCCUGCUACUGCGGAGACAGCUGGCAGAGCUCAACAAGAACCCAGUGGAAGGCUUUUCAGCAGGCUUAAUAGACGACAAUGAUCUCUAUCGAUGGGAAGUCCUUAUUAUUGGCCCUCCAGAUACCCUGUACGAAGGGGGCGUCUUCAAGGCUCACCUUACGUUCCCAAAGGACUAUCCACUCAGGCCACCAAAAAUGAAGUUUAUCACCGAAAUCUGGCAUCCAAACGUUGACAAAAACGGUGAUGUCUGUAUUUCCAUCCUGCACGAGCCCGGCGAAGACAAGUAUGGCUACGAGAAGCCGGAGGAGCGCUGGCUUCCCAUCCAUACUGUGGAAACCAUCAUGAUUAGUGUAAUUUCUAUGCUGGCGGACCCCAACGGCGACUCGCCCGCAAACGUCGAUGCGGCGAAAGAAUGGAGGGAAGAUAGAAACGGAGAAUUCAAAAGGAAAGUUGCCCGCUGUGUAAGAAAAAGCCAAGAGACUGCUUUCGAGUGACACUGACUUCAGCCGCUUUGUAGCUUCACUUUUUUUCAGGGUCUCCAACUGAGGAACACGGCACUGUUUCCCUGCACUCUCCCCACCUGAUGCCGGACUUGUGUUUCGACCGCGUUGGCAGACACUGGCUGGAACCGGGCCGCAAUAAAACCCGCCAGUGACCCAUGCUGACCAAGAGCCUGACCAGUGCCAACGAAGACGUGCACGUUUCGAGAACAUAAUGGACUGCUUUAACCUUCAGGAAGAAUUGUAAAGAUGUGUACAUAGCACAACAUGAUCCGGAUAAUAUAUAUACUGUUCAUGUACAUCCACAAAUACACAUUGUACCAAAUAAUACUGUCUUGUAGUUAGGUUAAGAAUCGUGUAAAUUCUAAAGAUUUUAGCAGGUUCUUUAAUUUUUAUUUCCCCUCCCCUUUUCAUGUUCUUCUCCCCCCCCCCGUCAUUCAUGGUUACUUCUUAUCAAUCUUUAAAAUUUUUCAUGAAGCAUGUUGGACGAAAACAAAUUAGGAUUUAAAAGUGGAUUUCCGUUCAACUUUCUCUCUCUCUCUCUCUUUAAUAAAGUUUGAAUACCUUGGUAAUUCUUUCCCUUUCCCCUCCUCCCUCUCUCUCUCUCUCUCUCAGCCUCCGUUUUAAUAAAAAACACUGAGAUCUCUUACUUGAUCCUAGCAAUGACUUGAGCGCUGUCGUCAGAGGUGCGUUGCUUCACCUCGCACCCGUGACUCAGCCGGGGCGCAGCUUUUGGUGUGGAUGUAGCAAUACAACCGGCGGCUGUGGGGUGCCCCUGAGCCUCGUAUCUCCUCCCCCCCGCCCCCCGGCCAAAGGGCUGAGAGCGUGUGUUUGCUUUGGAAUUGGUCAGCUUGAGUAAGUUAGCCCGAGAUAGGACAAACUGCUUUCAUUUUUUCUUUUUCUUUUUGGUUUUCUUGCUUGGUUUGGAUAAAUAAAAAGCAUGCAAAGCUGUUGCCUUUCAAGUGAGUGCUGGUUUUGCUAUCGAGAUGCUAUUUUUUUGCCCUUCCGUUUCCUCCCGUCCUCCUCUCCAUCUUGAUUUGCCUUUGGAUCUCCUGCCGAUUUUCCCCCCUCACUCAAUGUAUAAAGACAAAUGGCGAUGUAUAUUUUCAUGUAACUUGAUUUUGGAAUUCUGUCACCUUCUGUAGUGAGUUCUUCCAAAUUAUAAAUUUUUCCAAUA